This is a messenger RNA of Lodderomyces margitis, 6621 nucleotides long. RefSeq names its product DNA polymerase epsilon catalytic subunit (gene POL2). The transcript has a single exon. Gene Ontology annotation, molecular function: DNA binding; zinc ion binding; DNA-directed DNA polymerase activity. The record is from RefSeq and is a predicted model, not a curated record. Gene Ontology annotation, biological process: DNA replication; base-excision repair, gap-filling; DNA replication proofreading. Bases 1 to 6621 code for a protein of 2206 amino acids. NCBI's taxonomy places the organism in Eukaryota, Fungi, Ascomycota, Pichiomycetes, Serinales, Debaryomycetaceae. Gene Ontology annotation, cellular component: nucleus; epsilon DNA polymerase complex.
AUGUCUUCAUCCAGACCAAACUUUAAAGGGUCAACCUCCGCUAGAUUUGUCAAGAAUGACAAGCGAUCCAAAUAUCAAACUAGUCAAUACAGGACUCGACAGCAACAAGAACCAGAAGAUCCAUACAAGGCCAACAACCCUAUGCUUACAGAUUCCAUACAGAAGAAGGACUUGGUUUCUCGAAUUGACGAAAUGGAUUCGCUAAUGGGGUUUGACCGUUUUGAACACGGCGAAAAUGACGGUAAUAGACCCAGAAAAGGAUGGUUGAUCAAUAUGCACACAACAACAAUACCUAGUGAUAAUUACCUAACGGGCUAUUCUGGUGUCGACUACUACUUUUUAGAUGAAGAAGGGGGCAGUUUCAAAGCUACAUUACAGUAUGAUCCAUACUUUUUUAUUGAAACAAUUUCAACUGGACAUGAAUCAGAAGUUGAAGAAUGGAUGAGAAAAUUUUUAGAAGUGUGCAAUGUCAAAAGCUUUGGACGCGUCACUAGGGAAGAUUUAUCACUACCGAACCAUUUGCUUGGAUUGAAAAAGAAUCUUGUUAAAUUGACAUUUCAUAACAUACAAGAUUUGUUAUCAGCAAGGAGGUUGCUUACUCCCCUUAUAAAGGAUAAUCAAAUGAAGCGGGAAUCUAGAGAUGUGUUUAAUUUUGCUAAAGAGGUUGACGCAUCAGAUCCUUCACAACUAAUCAAUGACAUAAAGGAGUAUGAUGUACCGUAUCACGUUAGAGUCUCCAUUGACAAGCAAGUACGUGUUGGAAAAUGGUAUCAUGUUUAUGCUAAACAUUCUAAGAUAGAUAUUGUUGAAGACAAAGACAAGGUGGUUUUCCCCGAUCCAGUUGUGUUGGCAUUUGAUAUUGAAACCACCAAAGCACCUUUGAAAUUUCCCGAUGCCAAAAUUGAUCAAGUCAUGAUGAUUUCGUACAUGAUUGAUGGAGAAGGGUUUUUAAUCACCAACAGAGAAAUCAUUUCUGAAGAUAUUGAGGAUUUCGAAUACACACCAAAACCCGAGUAUCCUGGAUUAUUUACCAUUUUUAACGAGCAAGAUGAGAAACAUGUAUUGAUGAGAUUUUUUGAACAUAUAAGAGAUGCAAGACCAACAGUCAUUGCUACAUUCAAUGGUGAUUUCUUCGAUUGGCCAUUUGUCGAAAAUAGAGCUAGAUUCCACGAUUUAGACAUGUUUGAUGAAAUUGGGUUUGCAAAGGAUAAUGAAGGUGAAUACAAGUCGAAAUAUUGUGUUCAUAUGGACUGUUUUCGAUGGGUCAAGAGAGACUCCUACUUGCCUCAAGGUUCACAAGGUUUGAAGGCAGUUACCACCGCCAAGUUGGGCUAUAAUCCAACUGAACUUGACCCCGAGUUGAUGACACCAUACGCCUACGAAAAGCCCCAAUUGUUGUCAGAGUAUUCGGUUUCCGAUGCUGUUGCUACUUACUACUUGUACUAUAAGUAUGUGCAUCCAUUCAUCUUUUCAUUGUGUACCAUUAUUCCUUUGAAUCCUGAUGAAGUUUUACGGAAAGGUACAGGAACCUUGUGUGAGAUGUUGUUGUCGGUUCAAGCAUAUGAGAAUAAUAUCUUGUUGCCAAAUAAACAUUCGGAUCCAAUCGAAAGGUUUUAUGAUGGUCAUUUAUUAGAGUCGGAAACAUAUGUUGGUGGACAUGUCGAGUCACUAGAAGCUGGUGUGUUUCGUAGUGAUAUUGAGACCGAUUUCAAGGUCGAUCCAACCGCUAUUGAUGAAUUAUUAGGAAACUUACACAACUCAAUUAAGUUUUGCAUUGAAGUUGAAAACAAUAAAAAGAUGGAGGAUGUAGAGAACUUUGAUGAAGUAUACAAUGAAAUCAAAGAGACGUUAUUGGAUAUGAAAAACAAUCCAGUGAGAAAAGAGGUGCCAUUGAUUUACCACGUGGACGUUGCUUCUAUGUACCCCAACAUUAUGACAUCAAAUCGUUUACAACCAGACUCCAUGAAAUCGGAGGAGGAUUGUGCUGCUUGUGACUUUAACCGACCGGGGAAAACCUGCGAUAGGAGACUUCCUUGGUCUUGGAGAGGUGAGUAUUAUCCAGCAGAGAUGAAUGAAUAUAAUAUGAUGAAGCGAACAUUGCAAAAUGAACAAUUUCCAGGACAGAAGCCGUGGUUGCCGCCAAGAACAUUUGAUGAGCUUUCAUAUGCUGAGCAGGCCUCGGCUAUCAAGAAAAGAGUUAGUGAUUAUUCCAGAAAAGUGUACCACAGAGUCAAGCAAAGUCAAGUUGUUACUAGAGAAGCUAUCAUUUGUCAAAGAGAAAACCCGUUUUAUGUUGAUACUGUGAGGAGUUUCAGAGAUAGAAGAUAUGAGUUCAAAGGCUUGGCUAAAGUUUGGAAGGGGAAAGUCAACAAGAUUGAUCGGUCUGAUAAAGCAGCAAGAGAUGACGCCAACAAAAUGGUGGUGUUGUAUGAUUCCUUGCAAUUGGCGCAUAAAGUCAUUUUGAACUCCUUUUACGGGUACGUAAUGAGAAAAGGAUCCAGAUGGUACUCGAUGGAGAUGGCCGGGGUUACUUGUCUAACAGGAGCAACAAUCAUUCAAAUGGCAAGAGCAUUGGUUGAACGUAUUGGCAGGCCUUUGGAGUUGGACACUGAUGGUAUUUGGUGUAUUCUACCAAAGAGCUUUCCCGAGAAUUUCAAUUUGAAAUGCAAGGAUGGAAAGAAAAUCUUUUUGGAGUAUCCAUGUUCUAUGUUGAACUAUUUGGUUCAUGAGAGAUUCACCAAUGACCAGUACCAGGACUUGGUUGACCCAGAAACAUUCAAGUACAAGACCAGAUCAGAUAAUUCCAUUUUCUUUGAAGUGGAUGGACCCUAUAAAGCAAUGAUAUUGCCCACAUCCAAAGAAGAAGGCAAAGGUUUGAAAAAAAGAUAUGCUGUUUUUAACGACGAUGGAUCAUUAGCGGAAUUGAAAGGAUUUGAAUUAAAAAGAAGAGGUGAACUUCAAUUGAUUAAAAAUUUUCAAUCGGAUAUUUUCAAAUUGUUCUUAGAAGGCGAUACUUUGGAAUCUUGUUAUCAAGCAGUGGCCACAGUGGCCAACAAUUGGCUUGAUGUGUUGGAUACAAAGGGAGGAAUGUUGGAAGAUGAAGAUCUCAUUGAACUUAUUUGUGAAAACAGAAGUAUGUCUAAGAGCUUGGCGGAGUAUGGGGAUCAAAAAUCUACAUCAAUCACAACUGCAAGACGAUUGGGCGAGUUCUUGGGAGAGGAUAUGGUUAAAGAUGCUGGUUUAGCAACAAAGUAUAUCAUCAGUGCCAAACCUAUUGGUGCCCCGGUUACAGAACGAGCAAUUCCAGUUUCUAUCUUUUCGUCGGAAAAGAAGGAGAUAUUUAUGAAGAAAUGGCUAAAAGAUCCGUCGUUGAAUAAAUUCAGCCCACGUGAUGUCAUUGAUUGGGGUUACUACCACGAGAGAUUGGCAUCAGUCGUGCAGAAAAUUAUCACCAUUCCUGCUGCGUUGCAAAAUGUCAAUAAUCCAGUUCCUAGAGUACCUCAUCCUGAUUGGUUGAGGAAAAGGGUUGAAAACAGAGAAAGCUCUAAACAACAAAAGUCAAUUGGGCAAUUUUUCAAUGCUGGAACCAAGGAUGAAAAUAAAGUUCAGGAUAUUGAAGAUUUUGGAGAAAUUGAUACCGGCGCGGUCAAGGCGAAAAUGAGUUCGGUUAGAUUGAAAAAGAGGAAAGCGGCAAGAGCCAAUUUGGUUUAUGACUCUGAAGAGGAGGAGAAGCACCAAGCCAUUUUGAAUGGAACUUGCCCCGACAUGACUCAAAAUUACAGUGGUUUCUUGCUGUUUCAGAAAGCUAAAUGGACAAUGCAAGCAUCAGGCAGAGAAAGAAGACGUAAACUCUUUGGGGCACAAGCUCAAAGUGCGCAAAGGUCAACCGUUGGUGGUAUGAUGAGAAAACAAGCAGAAAACAUUGCUGGAAGCAAUUGGGAGAUUCUUGAAUAUAAACCUGAUCCUAUGAAACAGGGUGAUUUGAAAGUUUACGUUUCAGCAGGAGAGAAAAUCCACACAUUCAAUUUCCAUGUGCCGAAAAAGAUUUAUGCUUCAUUCAAGAGUCCUCUUUCUUUGAAACAUGCUAUUGCCGGUUGUGAAAUUGAGAAAUCAAAUGCCAUAUUACCCAACUCGCAUGAUGCUACUAAUUUGUACAAAUUUGUCAUGCCACAAUCGGUCUACCAAGACCAAAUAGCUGAUGUCGAUAGCGUGUUCCAAAGUUCAAACAUAUUGGGUAUCUAUGAGGCCAACGUUGAACCAAUUGAACGAGCAGUGAUUGAUCUAGGAAACACAGUCAAAUUUGACGAUACCAAAGUGGGAGCUCUUGGUAAAGGAUUGAAAAAUGGGUUCAAUACCAAAGAGUUGUCAAAGGUUGACAAUGAGUCCUAUUUGAAUAAAUUUGAUAUGGAUGUGGUUUAUCUUCUCCAUAUUGUCACCAAUAGUUAUGAGUACUAUACAAUUUUCAAAUCCUGGGAUAAUCAAAGCACAAUGUUUGUGUUAAAACCAACGGCAAAUGCUCAAGAGUUGCCUAAUAACAUUUCAAAAAUCUAUGGAGAAGUGUUUGAAAAUAAGCGGGAGAAAUUGAGAAAGAUGUCGCGCAUUAUUGACUAUCCUGAAGAAAUGGCUUUUGAUGUGCUGUAUUACCAUGAUAAAUUGAAGUUGUUGAAAAAAUUGAAUCAAACAAUCGGUAGAAUUCAUGAAAGUCGAAGCAAUAAAGCUUUGUUGGCAAUACAGUCACCAUACAUUUCAAAGAUUACUCCUCUUUUAACUGCUGCUGCAGAAUUCCCUACUAUAAAAAUGGCUAUUAGUGAACUUACCCUUCCAGCAAUUGGAUGGCAAGUGUUGAUUUCCAAACGAGUAAUGAAUCAUUAUUUUGCCUUGGCGUCGUGGAUUAAAAAUUUGAUUGCGUUGUCAAAAUACGGGAAAGUGCCACUUUGUAAUUUGCAAGUUGAAAGUGUUGGAUACUUGAUUGAUGUGGAAUAUGCCAGAAGGUUAACCGAGAACAAUAUUGUUCUUUGGUGGUCGCAUAGCCCAUUGCCUGAUCAUGGAGGAUUUGAGAUGGAUAAAGUCAUCACAUCUGAAUCAUUGGAGUUCCCCACAAUCAAUAACCCUGAGAUCUAUGAAACUGCGUGUUUGGAAGUUGAAAUUGGCACAUUGACAAUCAAUACAAUUUUGACCAGUUCGUUAAUUAAUGAGGCCGAGGGUACUGAUUUGGCUGAAGAUGGGGUGCAGUUUGAUAGUAACAAUGGUGCUUCCACGUUUGCUGAAGAUUCGUUUUCCUCGCCAGCUCUAGCUAUAUUAAGAAACAUGGUUAAAGAUUGGUGGGAUGAUGCCCUUGGAAACAACGUAAAUGCAGAUUUUGUCAUGAGUGCAUUGAUCACUUGGGUACAAAGGAAGGAUUCGUUCUUGUACGACCCUUCAUUGCAUUAUCACGUACACAAUUUGAGUUCAAAAGCAUUGUUGCAAUUGGUUAGCGAGUUUAAGAGGAUGGGAGCACAAGUCAUAUUCGCCAAUAGAACCAGGAUGUUGAUCCAAACUACCAAAGUAUCAGUUGAGAACUCUUAUGCUUAUGGACAAUAUGUCUUAAAAGCAGCUCGGUCGAAACCGCUUUUCAAUUUCCUUGAUUUGAAGAUUGUCAAGUAUUGGGACAUUUUAAUAUGGAUGGAUGAAUUCAAUUAUGGGGGACGCAAUUGUAAUGAGAUUACGAGUGAGGAAACUCAAGAUUUAGUGGUGGAGAAUUAUUGGCAAAUUAAGAAGUUUCUCCCCAUUGUGUUGCAAAAUGAAUUUGAAGAUUGGGUAUUUAUCUUUUUGGAUGCGUUAUCUCAAUACAAGAUAAAAAACUUGACGGGUAGUGGUACUCAAAUAGGUACUCCACGAGUGACGCAGGUUCUCCACAUAUUGAAUGGACAAAAGAAGUUGCAAACUCAAGAAGUGCAGGAAGUUGAUGAUAUUGAAAAUGGAGUGGUUGAGAUUUUUAGAAAGCCAUUGCAAAAGAGAAUUGAGAAAUUAUAUCGCAAACAAAUUGAUUCAAUAAUUAAUCCCGAAUUUAAAAAGGAGUAUGAAUUUCCCAAUUUACCUGGGUCUCAUUUAACGUUGAAAAAUCCAACUUUGGAAUUGGUUAAAUUCAUUUGUGCUGUUUUCAGUUUAUCGAAAAAGAGAAAUAUUGAAGUACGUUUACUCAAGAAGGAAUUGUUGCAAAUCUUUGACGUUAAGGAAUUCAGUUCGCAGGCCAAUUUCGUUAAUCCAAGUACAUCAUUGAAAUUGCCUCAUGUUAUAUGUGACUAUUGUAAUCAUAUAAGAGAUGUUGAUUUGUGUCGUGACGAAGAAAUAAAUGUGUGGAAUUGUACUUUAUGUCAUCGACCAUACAACAAAAUUGCCUUGGAAGAAGAGACAAUCGCAAACUUGAUGAAGUUGUUGACAGAUUUUUAUAAUCAAGAUUUACAAUGUGGUAAAUGUGGCAGUAUUAGAAAGGGCAAUUUGGAUUUAUUUUGUUCGUGCUCUGGUAAUUGGACUGAGACUGUUAGUCACGUAGAUGUUGAUCAAAGGGUGCAUGUGUUUGCUAAUGUUGGUAAGUUUUACAAUAUGCAGCUUUUGAAAGGUGUUUUGGAGGAGCUUAUGUAG